Messenger RNA from Penicillium malachiteum, 267 nucleotides. RefSeq lists its product as uncharacterized. The transcript has 2 exons. Bases 1 to 267 code for a protein of 88 amino acids. The record is from RefSeq and is a predicted model, not a curated record. Lineage: Eukaryota; Fungi; Ascomycota; Eurotiomycetes; Eurotiales; Aspergillaceae.
AUGAAGGGACAUACAAAAUUGGCGACCGAUUCCUAUCAAGGAUUCAACGAGGCCAUGCUGUGUACUUCAGUGUCCCAGACUCGCGAGUCGAGCCAGCUUAUUCGGCCAGCCUUCUUUCACAUCAUCAACCUAAAACGCCUGGAGAUUAUAACUGAUGCUGGCGACGAACAUGGAGUCCAAGGAAGAUCCCAUAAACACUUUGGCGAUAAGCUUAACUCUAUCGUUACAUCUCAGUCAAAGGAGAUACGCUUUGGACAUGCCGACUAA